This is a messenger RNA of Angiostrongylus costaricensis, 1215 nucleotides long. The record is from the annotation of a GenBank genome assembly. Lineage: Eukaryota; Metazoa; Nematoda; Chromadorea; Rhabditida; Metastrongylidae.
AUGACAGUAUCCUAUAGUCAUCGGAGGUCAUUACGUCGCAUAGAGGAAGCUAAGAGAAAGGCUCGUCCAGGUUUGCGAAAAUUUCAGUUGUUUGCUGGUGAUGCUCAAAAUCAGGUUCUAGAACUCAACCAUUUUGGCUGGGACACACUUGGUCUUGCGGAGAAGUUCACACUUUCAGAAUGUCGUGAGAAUAUUGUGAGAGUGGAUGGUUCAAAGCUUCCUCUCAACGAAUUUCGCGAGCGGUUUGAACGUCCUCGCAUACCAUGCAUAAUUACUCACCUUACUGAGAGUUGGCAAGCCAACGAGAAAUGGACCACUUCGAGGAUCGCGAGAAAGUAUCGAAAUCAACGUUUCAAGUGUGGUGAGGACGACGAUGGAUAUUCAGUAAAAUUAAAGAUGAAGUACUAUGUAGACUACAUGCUGAAUAGCCACGACGAUAGUCCACUAUAUAUAUUUGAUAGUGGGUUUGGUGAUCGUCAUAAGACGAAAAAGCUUCUUGAUGACUAUGUAGUGCCUCAUCUAUUCAGAGAUGAUCUUUUCGAUUACACAGAUCAUAGGAAACGUCCUCCUCAUCGGUGGUUCGUAAUGGGACCAGCGCGAUCUGGUACAGCUAUCCAUGUUGAUCCACUGGGCACAAGUGCUUGGAACGCUCUGAUUAGGGGACAUAAGCGAUGGGUCUUGAUUCCACCCGAUGCUCCUCGAACUGUGGUUAAACCAUAUCAAUCAGAGAGAGGUAAACAUCCUGACGAGGCAGUUACAUGGUUUAUGACUGUGUAUAAUCGUGUACGGUCAUCUUCAUGGCCUAAAGAAUAUCCAGUGAUCGAGGCUCGCCAAUGUCCUGGCGAAAUAAUGUUUGUACCAUCUGGAUGGUGGCAUGUGGUUGUCAACGAGGAUGUCACUAUCGCCGUUACUCAGAAUUUUUGCUCCGUUGUUAACUUGCCUCAAGUUUGGCCGAAAACUGUGAAGGGCAGGCCAAAACUUAGCAAACAUUGGUUUAAGAGGCUCAACUACGCACGCCCUGAAGUUAUUGCUAUAAUGGAACAGUCGAUGAACGGUCCUUCUGAAGAAGAUUCUAGUAGUGAUUCGUCUUCCAGUAGUUCUAGCAGCGACGAUGACACUAGUGUUGACGAAAACUGUACUACAAAUGUGUGCCCAGAAAGACCAAGAAAGAGGUAUAUAGUCUUCAUUUUUCAGCUAGUGAUGUACUGUUGUUAA